AUGCCUCGUACACCAGUAUACUUCCUCUCCCAUGGCGGACCGAACAUUAUUGAAGAUUACGACCAUCCAGCCUAUACCAAACUCCAAGAAAUCGGCAAGGAGAUCACGCAAAAAGUCAAACCCAAAGCUGUGGUUGUCUUCUCGGCACACUGGCAGGCUUCGCGCAACACCAUCGAGGUCAACACAGCAGAACAACUUCCCUUGAUCUACGACUUCUAUCAAUUCCCAGCACAUUACUACAAACUAAAGUAUCCGAACACCGGCAGCAAAGAAGUCUCUUCCCGGGUGUUGGGUGCACUGAAGGAAGCAGGUAUAGACGCCAAAGGCGUCCCCAGGGGUCUAGAUCACGGUGUCUUCGCCCCUUUCACCGUUGCUUUCAAUCCCGAGAGCAAUCCUCUGAAUGUGCCAUUGGUGCAGGUCUCACUCUUUGACAGCGAUGAUGCAGACCAGCAUUACAGACUCGGAGUGGCAAUGCAAGGGCUGAGAGACGAGGGGAUUCUGGUGAUAGUAAGCGGUAUGGCUGUGCAUAAUCUGAGGGAUAUGUGGAAGGCUAUGCAGCGACCGGCUCCAAUGCCUUACACUCUUAGCUUUGACGCUGCAUUGAAGGAGGCCGCGGAGCAACAGCCAGAGAACAGGCAAAAGGCAAUGGCGGACUUGUUGCGCAGAAGUGAUGCAAGACAGGCACACCCAUCUUUCGAACAUUUGCUGCCUAUUCACAUUGGUGCUGGAGCUGCGGGGAGUGAUAUCGGUAAACAGCUUUGGACUCUGCCUCAAGGUAGCAUGUCUUGGGCGCAAUACAGAUUUGGUGAGGUUGGCAAUGUUACAGCUUAG
This is a messenger RNA of Aureobasidium namibiae CBS 147.97, 831 nucleotides long. RefSeq names its product aromatic ring-opening dioxygenase LigB subunit. The record is from RefSeq and is a predicted model, not a curated record. The coding region runs from base 1 to 831 and encodes 276 amino acids. Lineage: Eukaryota; Fungi; Ascomycota; Dothideomycetes; Dothideales; Saccotheciaceae. The transcript has 2 exons. Gene Ontology annotation, molecular function: oxidoreductase activity, acting on single donors with incorporation of molecular oxygen; zinc ion binding; ferrous iron binding.